UUUCCAAGUAUAGGACAUGCGCAAUAUAUGCAGGUCAGACAUCACGUUUGUCCCAUUAAAGGUGUGUCCGCUUGCCGUAAAUAUCUCUGACUCCUUCGUUUAUUUUUCGUCGCACCAAGGAGUAAGGUGUUAGGAUACACUUCGGGGCAACGGGAGAUCGAACAAAGAUGCUCUUUCGAGAGAUUUGCGUUUGCGUUUGCUUGGCGAUGGUUCUGUCUCUGGCUACAGCUGUCGAUCCGAACGCGAGGGACUGGACGAGCGUGUACUGUAGUCCGACGGGGUUAGAGGCAGCGAUCAAGAAAAAGGAUAAUGCGAAGUCGGUGACGGAGUAUGAAAGAGCCUUGAAACAAUGGAACAAUACGGACGCGCCCCUGAAAACUGACGUAGCAAAAAUGAUAAAGGCUAAAGAUUUAAAAACAUUCGCCGUUGAUAAAUUCGCUAAAAUUCCAAUGGCCUGCCUGCUGAGGCUACCGCUUAAAGAGACUAAUAAAGGGAUAACACUCGCACAAACUCUAAAAGUGGCAGAAUUGGGAAAUACAAAAAUGGUGGAAGAUGCAGUGAUGGCACUAUCGAGCGGGGACAAAACUCAGUUUCUGACUAACGUUUUGGCUCCAGAAAAGCCAAGUAAGACCACGCCGUACAAGUCUAUCUUGCUUGGCGAGAUCAAACGAACCAUUGGGAGGGCGUUGCUUACAGACGUUGUAGCGAAAGUAAAUGCAGCAGAAUGCCCUUACCUCGCUGGAGCCAUGGAGAAUGCAGCUAUCACGAAACCUCAGUUUGAAACACUGAGCGCGAAGGUCGUCACAAAGUCCUGUACAUUGGACAUGGCAGGAGUGGAAAGGAUGGCUACGAAAGUACUGGAUCUUUACAAAGACAUCGCAGCUAUUACGACAACAGCGGAUGACAUAAUAAAAUACAUGACGCCUUUGAUUCCGUACCUAAGCAAGAAGAACUGCGAUACGCUCUUCUCGACAGCAAGAAUGACGGCGGCGCUUUCAAAGGCUGCUAAAAUCACCUCACUGAAUUUGAAAGCAUUGGAUGGGAAAUGGAGGCUUGAUAAGUGCCAAGGGGGCAUGUCAUCUCCAUGCCUGAUGACUUUGAAAGAACUCAUUGGAAAGACUCCUGAUAAAGUUACUGAUGCGAAUUGGGACAGCCUAGGAGCCGUGGCGUCGUUUCUAGAUCCAAGUGUUAUUACCGCAACUCUAAAGACCUACACGGAUACCAGCCCACUAGUAAAACGAUGCGUUAAGUUCAAGCUGUACCAACUAUAUGAAUUCCGAGGAAAGGAUCUAAACACAGCCCUUCAGAUGUUAGUGAGUCAGUGCACCAAAGAAGAACCCAUAUCAACAGUGACCGACUGGUCCAAACAAAAAGUUGAUGCUACGACGAAGGGAUACGCAGGAUACAUUCCAUUUUUUCCGCUAAGUAGACUCGAGGGGGCGAACGGAUUACCGAAAGCAGUGCUUUGUAAUACAGAACUGUUUACAAUAUUCAAUAAAGUUGUGCAAUACGGAAAGAGUGAAACCAUAAAGACUACCUGCGACAAGUACUUCGAUACGACCACACCAGUCCCAAAACAGAAAUCAUGCCGCCCAUCAACCCCACCUGGCGAGAAGCCAGAAGGAAGCAUGGCGCAUCCUGGUAUUGACACUGCAAAGGUCCAUAGUGUCGACGGCGCAACCGCAGAGAAGCUUGUAACAAAUCCCAACACAAGAAGGACCGUGGAGGCCUUGGUCACGGCAGAUGCUUGCACCAUUGUGAAGAAGGCAACAACAACAAAUGCUGAGAUGUUCUAUGAAGCAAUCAAAUCGCCAUUAUUGACGAAGUGCUACUCCGUCGAGACCUCUGUUACCAAGAGCAAAACUGAGAAUAACAUCGACAAGAUGGGCAUGGCGAACUUUAACAAAGCAACGCAACUUGGAAUUUUUGCAGACCUUAAUAAGACGAAAACCGUGGACAAGUGGACCGACGCUGACAUCGAUCGAAAUGUCCGUGUUGUACCAAUGGUCAUAACUCCAAAGAUCGUCAACAUGAUGACAGCUGAAGCGUUCGUUAUUGCCACGAAAAUGUCACAUGUCUCGGGCAAAAUAAUGAGCAACACAAUUGACGCCGUUUUGGACAGGGUUACUGCCUUUCUAGCAAUAAGUGACUCGGCUGAUCCUCUUAAACCGAUGACCGUUGCCCAAGCUGACCAACUUGGACCUCUCAUGACAUAUAUAAAGAAUCCUGAUGUGAGUUUGAAGAACGCUAUCGCGGGUGUCAAAGCGAAAUACUGCGACAAAAUGAGCGAGAGGAUGGCAGCAGGAGGUGACCCGAUGUGUAGAAUGUUACCAGAUCUCGCCAAAGUUUACACGUUCUGUAAAGCCAACAAAGUACCAACCCUGACUGGUGGAAAGUGGACGGCAGCAAACGUUGCAAGUAUGGGCAAUCUUGCCUGUCACAUACCGAAGGCUGAUGUUGAAGCGAUGGCAGUGGCCGAGUUCAAAAUGGCCAUUGCAACUUUCAGCGCCUGUGAAUUCAUGGCAGCUCCAACGAAGGAAGCAUUUAUUGCAAUGGUUAAGAAUAAAGACGUAUACGGUAGUGACCCUGCAAGAUGGACAAUAAUGCAGGUUGCAACAUUAGGUCAAUCCUUGAAGUUCUUUCCACAGGCGGACUUGGAUAAAAUAAAAAAGGAUGUUUAUAAGGACUUAAAUUUAUUAGAGGAAAACGACGACUGCAUUAAGGCAAAGUAUGGCAAGGAGGAAAAAGGAUACGAGGUCCUCGUGAAGGCAAUGCAUAAAGUUCUUACUGCAGUAUCCACUGGUACAGCUACCUUAACCUACGAUGAGCUGAAUCCAAGGCCAGAUAGUUACAUGAAGUUGCUAACGGUUGACCAGAUCAAGGCUAUACCUGGUGAAGAUUUUAAGGCACUUUACAGACGAUUUGCUUCCAUAAACGAAUGGUCGAAGGAUCAGCAGAAGGAAUUGCUUACGCAGAUCAAAUCUGCCAAGGUGGCCAAUCAGGACAAAAUAUGUAAAUUUACCGCAGCUGAACUCAUCAAUACUGGUAACCUGGUUACUCUCAUGACUGUCGAAGAUAUCAAGUGUUUCGACUUUAAGACUGCCAGCGAUAAGGCAACGCCUUUGAGCUCUCUUGUAGGUUGGACAGAAGACCAGUACAAGGAAUUAGCUGCAUAUUAUAAGGCAAACACGUCAUUGACCGUCAAAUCAAUGGACGAGACUAAAAUCAUGUACCUCGGAAGCUUCAUGUGUGGUUUGAAUGACACAGACAUCGGAACUGUCCCUGCAGGAACACUGAAGAAAUCAAUGUCAAUGGUGGUAGAUCUUUAUGUCAAUUGCAACCACACCAAACUUGUUGCCUUAUUGAAAGUCGCACAACAGAAGGAAGCGUAUGGCCCCAUCGCAAAGUGGACAUCCACCAUCGUAGCCGAAGUUGGAGUUAUCAUAGCUGGAGUCAACAAAACUGAGAUUGCUGCCCUUGACACUCUCAUUGCUGAUGUUCCUGUUGACAUCCUGGAGAAAAUUGACUCCGAGACCAUUAAGUACAUGACCGACGCUGCCAAAAAGAAGCUUCCUGCGGAUGUCCGAAAGGAGUUAAAGGUUGAUGACAAGAAGGCUUCAGAUACAAGCUCGGCCGCAAUACCGGUUUUCAAUGGGAUGUUUUUGCUGUUGACAAUACUGGUUACCGCCCAGCUCUACUAGAGGACCCAAACACACCAAAGACAACUUAAAAGCUGCCAGUAGAGACUAAAAAACGAGCCAAUGUGGCAGUUGUAUGUUCAUUUCAUGACUUAAAGGCGGAGGUCAGGAUGUUUCAAACCUAUUUCAAUUAGUCAGUUAUGAGGAGAACAGCGCUUCGGGCAGGGCAACCUGGAAAGGCGCUAUACAAAUAUAUAAUUGUAAUGUAUUGUAUUGUAUAGGAUGCAUUAUAUGUAAAUUUGACGGCUUCAAGCCAUGAGUAUAGAAAAUGUAAAUUAAAAAACAUGCUUAAUUUAGCCUUUGCCAACCUAAAACGACGCCUUUAAGCCAUGAGCAUAAUAAAACUGCAAGUUUCCAUGGCCAUAUAAUGUAUGUAGAUGUCACCUUGACUUGUCAAACAAUAGAUAUCGUACCAUUUUAAUAACCUUCUUAGAAUUAACGUGCGCAUCUUGAAAUUAAUAGUACGUACAGGUUACACACCGGAAACGAUGCAGUAACUCGUCCAUGAAAGACUAUAUGUAUAUAUAAACAUACAUUGUACAUUACAGUUUAACUGAAAAUAUUUCAAACUUGUGAAGUCGUCUUGAUAAGUUUAAUCCACUCACUAUAUUUCAAUAUCUUCGUGAUAAUUCCGGCAAACAAACUCAUAGUCAAGAUGUCAAAUUCUAGGUUGGAGCCAAAAGAGUUUCGACUACUGUUCAAUCGCUUUUUAUAGUGAUAAAUGUUGCUGAACGGAAGUGUUCCUCGGUUGCAUGCAAGCAUGUCAGGGUGUUAAACACCUUUUCUCAAGUUCGCCUGUUUUAUAGACACCGUCCAAACAUCGAAACAUUCCAUGAGACUCCGUCGCUAAACCAACGUCUGUACCAUGUAUCGGGUAUGUUUACUUUUCAAACCCGUCCAUCAUGAAGAGCCAUCUCUGAAUUCGUCUAUAUUGUUAUUUUUCAAGUCGAUAAUGUAAGUUUUGAAUCGGAAACAGAUGCCAGUGCCACCUGCCACGUUCCAUCCAUUCAUUAAAAAUAUCACGGUCCGUGAUUUAAUCGUUGUUAAAAACUAUUGACCACAUAAUUUGUAUAUACUAUACAUGCUGUUAAAAAAUACUUUUACUUUUAAAAUCUUUAUAACUUUUUUUAAACAAUGACACGGGGACACACCUUUGGAUAUGGAAAAUAGAGGCCUUGAGAAUUUUGUUAGAAAAACGCCUGCAUGAAACGGUCCUAUAAUUAUUACGUAACAAGCCAUCCAAUUUACCUGUCAUUUUAUUCAAGCAGGGCAGGAUUUUCAGUAAACAACAAUUGGACAGUGCCAUGCAAUAUAAAGGGAAGAUAUUGCAUAUGUCGCCCAUCACCCAAAAGUCUUGCAAUACGGCAAAGGACGUAAUCUCUAUGGUAUUCACAUUGACAAGAUGCCAUAUUCUGCUGAGCAACGCAUUUUUGUAGUGAUUUCAUUUUUUUCAAAUAACAGGAAUCUAAUUUCAACACUGAGAGCAUUUUCUAGAGAAUAUGGGGUACCUAAUCGCAUUUCAAGCCAACUAGUCCGGAAUUAUGUCAACAAAUUCCGUACGGAACAGCGCCAAAUUCUGGGAAGAGCUGAACUCCGUCUAGAAUGCGACGUUGCAGUGCAUUCAGAGGUCGACGGUGGAAAGCUUUUGAGUUGAAAAUCUGCUGUUUCAGAAAUCUUUUUCAGAGGUCAAUUGCGUAACAACCACAUAUCACAACAAUACACAUCAUAUCCCAACAAAUUCUCUAAGCCUCUACUUAUCUGAAGUUGCUUUCUGCAUACAAUAAUUAACAAAAAAGUUAUUAAGAUUUCAAAAAGUAAAAAUAUUUUUUAACACCCUGUAAUACGUCCAUUACCAUCCUGAGGAAUGCAGGGGUAAUUGUUCGCUUCUCUGGCUCUUAACCUCUGUUUUCUCAGGAUGGUCCAUUAAUGGGAACUGUUACAUCUUUUAUAGAAAUAAUUUUGAUUCCUAAUAAAUAUAUCUUGCAAAAACCAAAUGUCCAGUAUAAAUGAUAUUACGUGAUACCAUUCGUUUUUUUCGAGAUUGUCAAAAUAGCUUUGUUCCGUCUCUAAGGUGAUCAUAAAGUACUAAUUGUAUACGUAAUCAUAAGCAGCAGUUGUUGUAGUUUCGGUGUGUAUUUAAAGAUGAAGUUAGAACCGUCCACCAAAAUUCCUUUAUCUGGCCAUUAUGUAUACAAUGAUAUUUAGAUGUGAAGUUGUGUAAAUGUGAAACUAUUACUAACUUUUAUAGUAACUUCUUUGAACAAAACUUCAAUGCAUGAUUUAACUGCCACGGGGAAAGAAGCACGUGUGUAUGACGUCAUCAGUUGAUGAGGAGAGUUGGUCAUCGCCAUCUUCAUUUCGUCAUUGCUUGGUGCAUGGAAAAUAUGUGCUUCGGUAUGAUCUGUCGGGCGAGUUUUGAUUGCACUUUCGUUGUAAACUGUAUCGAAACUUAGGAUUUCGCUCUUUUAGCAUUAUAUUUCGCUUCCAAAUAAUAUCAAUAUUGUGCUGCUCUCAGCCAUUUGCUUUAUCGCUCAUUGACCUUUUCCCUUGCCCCUUACCAUGGUUGGUACCAGGCUCCCAAAAAGCUAGAUGCACAUUACCGACGCCCACCGACGAAGGCUUGCAACCAUGAAUUUUUUUGGUCACUCACGACCCAGCAAGGCCAAGUGUGUGUGAAAGUCCCGUCCGGACGUAAAUGUAUCGGCUCUUGAGAGGCAAUAUCACCAUAUCUGAGUAUUUGCGUCUGGAUAAAAAUAUAUUCAAGUCGUUUCGUUUGUAUGUUACAUUCUGUCAGUGUUUUCUUCAAUGCCAUAUAAUUAUACCGUAAAUGUCCUGUUAAAAGGUGGCCUUUAAUUUUGUCAAGAGAGAAAAUUGUCACAUUUUAUAACUUUACCUUUGAACUGCAAAAAGCAUUUCUUUAGAGUGGUGCCUCUAAAUAAUAGGGCAACUGUUGCAUAGUCUUAUGACAGCUGUAUUUUAAGGGGCAUGAUUUUUACGUAUUGAUUUGUCCAAAGAACAUCCGUUUGAUCAAGAUUCAUGAAAGAAAACGUAAAGUAACGUCCGCGAAUUUUGAUGAAUACUGAAUUAGGAUACGAGGGAACUCUUCGAUGUACAUGCUAUUCCAUGUUUUAUGUAACUUUCAUGCUUCGCUGUCCUACAAAAUAAAAAGUCUCUUUAAAA
Messenger RNA from Lineus longissimus, 6878 nucleotides. RefSeq lists its product as uncharacterized. Gene Ontology annotation, cellular component: cell surface. The transcript has 29 exons. Gene Ontology annotation, biological process: cell-matrix adhesion. NCBI's taxonomy places the organism in Eukaryota, Metazoa, Nemertea, Pilidiophora, Heteronemertea, Lineidae. The record is from RefSeq and is a predicted model, not a curated record. Bases 168 to 3701 code for a protein of 1177 amino acids.